CCGGAGCCACGAGUAGAACGCUUUCCGUUACAGGGCUACUUUCAGGCGUCAUGCAAGACGCACCCGGGGACCUCAAGGGGCUUCUCUACGUCGACGUAGUAGCGAGUACAACGGCGAAUUCCGAAGAUGCCGCCCAAAGGAAAAAGUGGUUCUGGAAAAGGGGGGAAAGGUAGAGCUGUCGAAACAAUCCGGGGCAGCGGAGGGGGAGCAGCCUCAGGGAGUGAUAGUGCUGACAAGAAGGCUCAGGGCCCCAAAGGUGGUGGAAAUGCAGUAAAGGUCCGACAUAUUCUGUGUGAAAAACACAGCAAGAUUAUGGAAGCCAUGGAAAAGUUAAAGUCCGGGAUGAGAUUCAGUGAAGUGGCCGCACAAUAUAGUGAAGAUAAAGCCAGGCAAGGGGGUGACUUGGGUUGGAUGACCAGAGGCUCCAUGGUAGGACCAUUUCAAGAAGCAGCAUUUGCCUUGCCUGUGAGUGGAAUGGAUAAGCCUGUGUUUACAGACCCACCAAUUAAGACAAAGUUUGGAUAUCAUAUUAUUAUGGUUGAAGGGAGAAAAUAAAAUUAUGUGAAAGAUAAGAUUGUAUACAAUUUAUUUACCUUAAAGGUAUUUAAUAGUCCUUGUAUUUUGCGAACUGUCAGUGUGGAUUUGUAAGUGUAAAAUAGGGGUGGGUGAAGACA
Molecule: messenger RNA, 674 nt
Organism: Octodon degus (degu)
Lineage: Eukaryota; Metazoa; Chordata; Mammalia; Rodentia; Octodontidae
Gene: Pin4
Product: peptidylprolyl cis/trans isomerase, NIMA-interacting 4
Exons: 4
Coding region: 127-555 (142 amino acids)
Biological process (GO): rRNA processing
Molecular function (GO): DNA binding; peptidyl-prolyl cis-trans isomerase activity
Source: RefSeq, a predicted model, not a curated record